GUUCAGGUGCCAUCCAAAGUCAUAUGUCAAGUAAGUGAUCCAUAAAUUGAAUUAAUAAACAUUUCCAGACAUAUGUCAGAUAUCUGAACUGAAUCACAUGAUAUCCUAAAGGUUAACACAUUGGCACAAACCACAUUCACUUUAAAUGAUAGUCCGCAUGCUGAUGCCUUAAUAAAUUAGAAACUCUGAGUAAUCUGUCACAUCAGAGAGCAUCAGACUGCUCGAUGGACGAAUCUUGUAUUCUGUAUCAGAGCAGUGAGCAUAGAGGAUAGCAGAGAAGAUUCAUCAGCGGCUGCACCAGUCAUUUCUUUCAGCGGAUUUAAUGCAACUGGUAACUGAAGAUGAUGUGACAAGUUGUUUUUUUUUAUUCCUAACCACCAACCGGUAGAUUUCUUUCUCAUUUGUUCUUUCAGAUCUCCCAGCAGGGCAUUCAUAGCCUCUGUAACCAAGUCCGUAUAAGUCUCAUAAGCGAUAACUAUUUAGCUUACAAAGGUGUUUUUCUUUUCAAGAGGCAACUGGACUUUCCGAUUUUUCUUUGAAGAAGUUUCGCUUCCCAUCCAAGAAGAUUCUUCAGUUCUGACUGAAUAUUAGAUAUUUAGUUUUCCGUUCCUGUACAGAGCUUAACGUUCCCUUUCAGCCGAUUUAAGGCUUAGUGUCCUAGGCGAGACGUACACAGAACGAAAUCCCGCGGACCUCAGCCACCCAUCGAUCUCCAGCCACGUUGCCGUAAACAGAGCGCUACCGCGCACAAUGCUGCUCUUCAGAGCGCGCAUGUGCAGACGCCGCAUCGCUUGAGCUGCGCUUUGCAAAGGCAGGAGGGCGCGCUGCACAUUCGGUUGGGCGCCCAAGUGAUGGCUUUAGUCUGCGGGUGAUCCGCCUCGCGCUUCCGCUGCCCCGGUUCUGCCCGCUGCUUCUCUGCGCCUCUGCCCAGCACCGCGGGGGAAUAUCCCGGGACGAUCCAGCGCAGAGAAGAAAAGGAGCAAAGAGCGGGAAACGAUAGAAGCUCCGCUGCCACCGGCUGGUCUUGUUUUGAAAGUUGCUCCGGCUGCCUCGUCCCACAGCGCAGGCGCUGCCGCAGUGAGGCCGGGCCGGGCUUUGCCAGAGCCGCCAGCAGCAGGAGGAGGAGGAGGAUCGGGGUUGCAGCUCUUUGCUCUCAUCCCACCCACCCCUCACCUCUGAUGAACCUCGCAUCCAGCUAGCCGUGCAAGCGUCUGCAGCCAGAGGAAGGGAGGGAGUCGGGAAAAUUUAUCCGAAACAGCAGUUUGCUCCGACCCUUGGGCCGUUCCAGACAGACGACCUUCCUGGGGCCGCCGCUCAACUAGCCGGGAUGGCCGUUCCGCUUAGCGACAGCGAAAAAAGGAAACAGAUCAGCGUGCGGGGCAUUGCCGGGCUGGGCGAUGUGGCGGAGAUUAGGAAGAGCUUCAAUCGGCACCUCCACUUCACCCUGGUGAAAGAUCGGAAUGUGGCCACCCCGCGGGAUUAUUUUUUCGCCUUGGCGCACACUGUGCGCGAUCACUUGGUGGGACGGUGGAUCCGCACCCAGCAAUAUUAUUACGAGAAGGACCCCAAGCGUAUUUAUUACCUGUCUCUGGAAUUCUACAUGGGCCGAACACUUCAGAAUACAAUGGUGAACCUGGGUCUGCAGAAUGCCUGCGAUGAAGCUAUUUAUCAGCUUGGCCUUGACUUAGAAGAAUUGGAAGAGAUUGAGGAAGAUGCUGGCCUUGGCAAUGGGGGACUUGGGCGUCUGGCAGCUUGCUUUCUGGACUCCAUGGCAACACUGGGGCUUGCAGCCUAUGGCUAUGGGAUCCGCUAUGAAUUCGGCAUUUUUAAUCAAAAGAUUGUCAAUGGCUGGCAGGUGGAAGAAGCUGAUGAUUGGCUGCGCUAUGGCAAUCCUUGGGAAAAAGCCCGCCCUGAAUACAUGCUUCCUGUACAUUUCUAUGGUCGAGUAGAUCAUACCCCUAAUGGGGUUAAAUGGGUUGAUACUCAGGUUAUUCUUGCCAUGCCUUAUGAUACACCUGUUCCUGGAUACAAGAACAAUACAGUUAAUACCAUGAGACUGUGGUCAGCCAAGGCACCCAAUGAUUUCAACCUCGAGGAAUUUAAUGUUGGUGAUUAUAUCCAAGCUGUGUUGGAUAGAAACCUAGCAGAAAACAUAUCCAGAGUGUUGUAUCCUAAUGAUAAUUUUUUUGAAGGAAAGGAAUUGCGUCUGAAGCAGGAGUACUUUGUGGUAGCUGCCACUCUCCAGGACAUCAUACGACGAUUCAAGUCUUCCAAAUUUGGAUGCCGUGACCCAGUGAGGACCUGUUUUGAAACCUUCCCAGACAAGGUUGCCAUUCAGCUAAAUGACACUCACCCAGCGCUUUCCAUUCCUGAGCUCAUGAGAAUCUUUGUUGAUGUUGAACAGAUGGAGUGGGAUAAGGCCUGGGAAAUCACAAAACGAACCUGUGCAUACACCAAUCAUACAGUGCUGCCUGAGGCCCUGGAGCGCUGGCCAGUGUCUAUGUUUGAGAAGCUCCUGCCCAGGCAUCUGGAGAUCAUUUACAUUAUCAACCAAAAGCAUUUGGAUUAUGUGGCUUCCCUCUUUCCUGGAGAUGUUGACCGCCUCCGAAGGAUGUCUGUGGUUGAAGAAGGAGACUGCAAGAGGAUCAAUAUGGCCCACUUGUGUGUCAUUGGUUCUCAUGCAGUCAAUGGAGUGGCUCAGAUUCACUCGGAGAUUGUGAAGAAUUCUGUAUUCAAAGAUUUCUACGACAUAGAGCCAGAAAAAUUUCAAAACAAAACCAAUGGUAUCACUCCCAGGCGAUGGCUUCUGCUGUGUAACCCAGGACUCUCCGAAGUCAUUGUGGAGAGAAUUGGGGAAGAUUUCCUAACUGAUCUUAGCCAGCUAAAGAAGCUGCUGGAUUUUGUCAACGAUGAAGCCUUUAUUAGGGAUGUAGCUAAAGUUAAACAGGAGAAUAAACUGAAGUUCUCAGCGUACUUGGAAGAACAGUACAAAGUGAAAAUUAAUGCAUCCUCUAUGUUUGAUGUGCAUGUCAAGAGAAUUCAUGAAUACAAGAGGCAGCUCCUCAAUUGCCUACAUAUAAUCACUCUCUAUAAUCGCAUCAGAAAAGACCCUAAAAAAUCCUAUGUACCAAGAACAGUUAUGAUUGGAGGAAAGGCAGCUCCAGGCUACCACAUGGCAAAAAAGAUUAUAAGAUUGAUCACAGCCAUUGGAGAAAUUAUCAAUAAUGACCCCUACAUAGGAGAUAGACUCAAAGUCAUAUUCUUGGAAAACUACAGAGUGUCUCUUGCUGAAAAAGUGAUUCCUGCUUCAGAUCUAUCUGAACAGAUAUCUACGGCUGGGACUGAAGCUUCAGGGACAGGAAACAUGAAAUUCAUGCUGAAUGGAGCCCUCACUAUUGGGACCAUGGAUGGGGCCAAUGUGGAAAUGGCUGAAGAAGCUGGAGAUGAUAAUCUGUUCAUUUUUGGCAUGCGGGUGGAUGACGUAGAAGCAAUGGAUAAGAAAGGGUACAAUGCUAAGGAAUACUACGACAGAAUUCCAGAGCUCAAGCAAGCUAUUGAUCAAAUAAAUAAUGGCUUCUUCUCACCAAAUGAUCCUAGUUGUUUCCACGAUGUUGUCAACAUGUUGAUGCAUCAUGACAGGUUUAAAGUAUUUGCUGACUAUGAAGCCUACAUCAAAUCUCAAGGGCAAGUGGACCAACUAUACAUGAAUCCUAGGGAAUGGACUAAAAAGGUAAUUAAGAACAUUGCAUGCUCUGGCAAGUUUUCCAGUGACAGGACAAUUACUGAAUAUGCCAGAGAGAUCUGGGGAGUGGAACCUUCUGCUGUGAAAAUUCCUCCUCCAAACAUACCUAGGGAGUAAGUCUGCCACUAGAAGGUGCAUGCAAUUACCCUGAUGGGCUUCCUGCUGCUGCUACUACUGCUAAGACGUACCUGCUUCCCUGUGACUUUUCUGCAGAUGAAUUCAAUCAUGUAUUUUACCACACUUUGGCUUGUUUCAUCUUUAUAAGCAUAUAGCUGAAAUGAGAGCAACUGGUGCUUCAGAUAGUAAGAAAUAGUUGACCAAAACUUAUACUCUGUCAUAAGAUUCAAGACCAAAACAGAAAGUUUAAGCAAAAAAAAAGAUGUUCUAAUCUUGCCCUCUUUUAAAAAUCCAGGAUACCAAUGAGGUUUAUAGGUAUCCAUCUAUUAUAUGCUGAAGGGCACUUCAGGUCCCCAAACUUGUUAAUUCCUAUGGCAGUUCCCAAUUGGUCAAAUCAGAAGGUGCCUACAAAGUCCGGAACUGAAUGAAAAACGUGAUUCCACAGGGAUAAUAUGUGUUGCCUUCUGGAAUGGAACAUGGAAGCUAGACUGGAACCGUUCUGUAACCAAGGAGAAUCCUUUCCCCUCAUAAGUCAUCUUGAAGUCACUUCUCUGUCUUAAUUGCAGUGGUGUCUGCAGCAAAUUGAGGUUGAAUCAAAAUGACACAUACAUGGUGGCAUCAUGACACAAACAUAGGUACUUGUAUUCUGAUGACACCCACGAAUGUCCAGUUGAGGAUUUAGCAUUCUGUUACAUGUUUUAUUCCUUCUCCCUCUUCCUCUCCCCUCCACACUUAGGCUCAUUAGGAGUACCAUUGCUGAUCUCCAGGACAGUUCCAGAAUCAUUCUAAGUGACCGAUCACAAAUGGAAAAAUCCGGAUACUUUUUCCUAUAGGGAGAAGUUGUUCAAAGUGAGUUAAAGGCACCAAAGAACCUGCUUGCUUUCCUCUAAAAUGAGAAUUCCCGAACAACCUGUGAGCCAUAAAGUUAGCAUCCAGUCUAUUGCCCUCAAGAUGCAUUAAGACUGCCCAGUUAGCCCGAAUUAAGUCAAAUUACCGGUCAUAUUUUGUGAUCUGAUGGAUUCUGGAUAGUUUUCAGAGCAAGUGGCAGUAGAUAAAAAAAAUUAAGACAUUUGCUUAGCUUCAUGGUAGAUUGCUAAGCUUUGCUUUAGGAACUAGACUUUAUCUGUGUAUAUUUCAAAUUGUGCAGCUACAUGGAUUAUUUAAAACAAUCUUAUAUAAAGAGCAGGCACUGAAAUAUCUGUCACUUCUCAUACUGAAACCACUCCAUCCAGAGUUUUUCUUGAGUCAGUGUUGUCUCUAGAGGUCACCUUUUUAGUAUUUAAAAGAAUAUUGGGAAACCCCCAUGAAUUUUAACUUCAGGCAAUAACAUCACGAUUUUGAGAUCUAUCAGGUCCUCUAGCCUGGGUUGCCAAAUAAAUAAUUUUUCUACAAAUGCUGAGGAAAUUGACUAUAUUUUAGAGCCCAUCAAUUCUUAAAUGGCAACUUUAUCUGUAAAUGACCAGAAUGGAAAUGAAUGUAUAUCCUAUAAGCUUUCAGAACCAAAACAUUAAACAAACAUGCUCUUUUCCUUUUCAGACUUCUUAGUAGAGGCAUUAUCAAUCUAAUACCAAGUCAAAGAAGUAAUGAAUAUAAUCUACAAAGUAUUCCUUCUCUAAGCUGAUGCCCUCCAAAUAUCCUGUGGUAGCAACUCCCCACUGUCAGGGAGUUAUAUAGGAGCAGGAGGCCAGAAACAGCUGCCAAAUCUCUCCCUAGAUUAAUUUUUAGGGUCGCCCCAUACAGAUGAGCAAUACAACUUCAUCUAUCAAAUGUAGGAAACAGUGACCGCAGUUUUCUGAAUAGACAGCAAAUUGAUAUGCAAUAAUAGCAUCCCUAAU
Messenger RNA from Thamnophis elegans (Western terrestrial garter snake), 5694 nucleotides. RefSeq names its product glycogen phosphorylase B (gene PYGB). Gene Ontology annotation, biological process: glycogen catabolic process. Gene Ontology annotation, molecular function: glycogen phosphorylase activity; pyridoxal phosphate binding. Bases 1328 to 3859 code for a protein of 843 amino acids. NCBI's taxonomy places the organism in Eukaryota, Metazoa, Chordata, Lepidosauria, Squamata, Natricidae. Gene Ontology annotation, cellular component: cytoplasm. The record is from RefSeq and is a predicted model, not a curated record. The transcript is spliced from 20 exons.